This is a messenger RNA of Durusdinium trenchii, 7371 nucleotides long. The record is from the annotation of a GenBank genome assembly. Lineage: Eukaryota; Dinophyceae; Suessiales; Symbiodiniaceae.
AUGUUUGAGAAAACUAAGGUUCUGAGUUUCACCUGUGCCUUGGCGUAUGAGCCGAACGUCGCCUUGGAGUAUCCACCGGAACUUUUCUGUCUUCCAGGUGGCUCCAGUGGAGCAGGACGGUGGUCAAGUCGAGACGGCAAGGGGAUUGAGCCAGCUGAGUUCUUGAAAUGUCGGAAGAUGUAUAACUGGUGCCCUCGCUUGGGCUUGUUGGAUGGGCGUGUGAGCAAUUUGCUGGCGAAUCGGCAGAUUGGAAGUACGGCAGAACUCACCUGCGAUGCAGGGCUAGAGAUGAAGUUCGGAGAUACAGUUCUGGGGAAGGUCACUCUGAAGGUGAACUGUACUAUCGGAACGCCUGCUGGCGGUGUUUGGAUGUCUGAUGGUGGGGACAUCUCUGGCCAAGUUCAGUGCAGUCCGCUAAACUAUUGGUGUCCACCUGUGACGGCCUACACCAUUGUGAAUUCCGAGUACCUGGAGAUGGACCCAGGGCUGCGCACCGUCUCCUACAGCUCUCCGUACCGCUCAUAUCGCAGCACGGCCACAGUGCGAUGUCGCCAGGAUCGGCUGAUGCUUCACAGCUAUGGUGACUCAGAAUUGGUUUGUGGCCUGGACUCUACCGGUACCACUGGCGCCUGGCGAAGCCCUCGAGGAAUGUUGGCCAUCACCAAGCACUGCUACUUCACCGGGUCUCCCAUUUUUGAUACCACCUUCAUCGAGAACGGCUGCUUCAUGGGCGACUUUGCACAGAACCCGGACAACUUUACAAUACCUGUCUACUUCUAUCGCACAGCCGGGAUCCUCUUUUGGCAUAAGCCCACCGAGUGGCUCGUGGGCUCCACCGUCUUGGAGGGAAACCAUGGCAACGGCAGGUGGAGGAUACAGUGGGUUGCGGAGGGUGUCCUGAACGCACGAGUGGAUGUUGGCGUGGGCGAAUUGCAGAUGGACGUGACGCAGAAUCAGACGAAAGGGCCUGGCGAUUGGUUCCACAUUGCCUUCGUUUGGGAUCUGGGGGUCGGCUUGGCAGGCAUGGGUCGCACCUACUUUUGGGUGGAUGGAGUUCAAGCUGAACCGGUAGAAGUCAACAGUGAGAAGCUGACCCACUUCAUAUGGGUAGAUCCAGAAGACAGGCUUGACAUUGGAGGAUUGGUGAGCCCGACCAGCCCCGGCGAGUACAGCAACAUCCGUGUCUACACCCGUGCAGUGCCAGAGGAAGAGGUCUGGGUGAUCUUCAGCUCAGAGGAUCCGACCUGCGGCAUGACGGACGAUGUGUGCCCCACUCCGUGGUCCUACAAGUCGUAUGUCUCAAAGGUGAACAAUCCUCAGGACUUCCGCUACAGCCUUUUCCCCCGUCGCCCUGCCGCAGAGGUGUUCUUCAAGUGCGACCCUGGCUACACAGCCUUCGAUGGUGAUGAUCACAUCAUUUGCACUGGUGCAGGAACCUGGUUAAAGUUUGGCACGCAGACUCUUGCUCAACCGUUCCGUUGCUGUCGGCACACUGCAGACUUUUGCCCACCCAUUGACCUCACCCAGAAUCCUGGGGCUGCUUUAACAGCCACAGGAUACGAGCUGUUGGCGGAGUGUGCAGAUGCACCUGUCUAUGGGCCUACGCCUGAUACUGUUGACUACACUGGCUGUCUUCCACUGUCACUCGAGCCGCGAGUGAUUCUCGAGUUGAGUGAUCUGUACAACAUCAGCAGCAUGGCGACGCUCAGCUGCGAGCCUGGAUUUGAGCCUGUUUCGGAACUCACCAUGGAUUCCGUGCUGAUUUGUCAAAAAGGUGUCUUUGAUCCUUUGACGUUCAACGGUGAAGUGCCUGGGAAUUGGGUCACACUUGAUGGGCGAGUACCCAGGCCAAUGCACUGUCACGGCGUGCAAAACUUUUGUCCAGAUCCACGGCUACCCAACAUGGUCUUGGUAUCGCUGUCCCAUGGCCUUCGAACAGGUAGCACAGCCAUGUUGGAAUGCCUCGAGGGGGCACAUGGAGAGCUCCUGGUUCUGGAAGCUUUGUGUGAAAGGGAGCCGACCAACCACCGUACUGGUCGUUGGGUGGCGCCGCAACACGGACACCUUCCAUUGACACAACUGAAUGGCUGUCGGCCGUUGCAGGAAAAUGGCACUCAAGAGGAUGCACUUGUCGGACCAUACGUACCAGGUGCUCUUUGGUAUUCGGAUGCUUGUGCCAUUGGGUCCGCGAUCAAGAUGGAAGCCGCUGUGACGGCUGGCGGAGGAACUGUGUCGCUAUGGUGGAAGUUGCCUGAUCUUGAUGAGGAUGCCAGCUAUCUUCUUUGGGCAGCUGUUGAUCCACUUUGUACACAGGAGACAGAGACAAAUGAAACUGCUCCAGCCCAUUUGGAGGGCUGCAUGGAGAUGUCCUUGUCGGACUCGGCGACCUUCGCCGACUCCCCUGACGGCGCGGCUGCGGUGCGGAAGAUGCUAGCUAGAGCAGCUGGAGUCGUUGAGGAAUACGUGAAGGAUGUUUCCAUCAUUGCAGGGGGCAGCUGCAGCUACCGGCGACUGGCCGGGGAGCGGCGUUUACAGCAAGGAGUUUCUGUAGACUACGUCAUCGAGUUCCCCCUGGGCGCGGAAGCUGCGACUCAGGCAGCGGAGAGGGGACGACAAGCGCUGGAAGCGAUCUCCUUGGAAGAGGUCACAACCAUUCUGAAAGAAGAGAUGGACAAGUUCCAAUCCUUGGCACAGAUCGCAGUCUUGGUCAUCACGAAGAGUGUGAGGCUCAUCACAAUCCUACCUUCCAUCCCGGAGAUUGCGCUUCCGGCCAACGACACGGAGCCUGAUGAGAACACAACGGUCAAUAUCAGCUCAAGUACGGAAACCACUACAAUGAGCAUGACCACAACUGCCACCACCACAAGCACCACCUCUUCCACAUCUUCUACGUCUUCCACGUCUUCCACCUUCAUAAGCACAACCACAACGGAAGAAGGCAACGACUCUUUUGACAAUGGCUCUGACGACACCGAUGAAAAUGUCACUCAAUUGGAUGACUGGAAUUCCUCCCGUCGUCUCCUUGGUGAAAACGACACGGAUGACUCCCAGGAUAUGAUCGACGACAUCACGAACGCCAAUGACACCGAGGAUGAGGACAACGAGACGAAUGGGACAAUGCUGUAUUGCUUGGCAUCACCGCGAAUGGUGGUGAGACAAGGGCUAUUGACAGUGCAACUAGCCGAGGACGUGGGACGAUUCCAGGUUGAUCUAAAGCGGGUUGGGGCACCUGGACAUUGGAUCCAAAUCGCCUAUGCCUGGGACCAGGGAGGUAUGGGCAGCACCCUGUGGCUGAACGGCACCAGCGUGGCGCUCCCAGUGACUACCACCAGGACCAUCACCACCACGACUUCCGAGAUGAAUAUGAAUGACACCUCUGAUGGCCUGGACGCCCUUACGAAUGAAACAAAUGAGACUAACGAGAGCAUGAGCCUGACGCUUCCCCUGGAGGAACUAAUCUGGAGAGCGAGAGAGGAGGGAUGGAUCAUCUUACCUGGGAGCGACAACCUAAGCCUUGACACUGAGGUGGUCUUUGGAGAUUUGUACUUUGGAUGGCCGUUGAACUCCUUAGACUUCGACACCACUGCCAACGAUGGCUGGCGCACGCUGUUCCGCCUCUAUGGGAUGAGCUUGGAGGACUCAGAUGCCUUGGACCUCUAUGAGCAUGAGCGCCCCCACUGUCCGCUGGUGCUUUGUUUGCGGCUGGAAGAUCGCCUGUUGAAGAACGUCCAUGUGGUGAACCUCCCACGGAGAGCACUGCCUGGCUCGGUUGCGCAGCUUCGCUGCUUGGGCGGCUUCCAUGCCACGGGUGGCGGUCACAUGCCAUUCUGUGGCACCUCAGGCUCUUGGUCUCCCCUGUUGGAGUGCUGUCAAUACGAUCUGGCCUUUUGCCCAGAGUUCCCUUUGGUCUGGCGGCCUGCGAUGGCAGCGCCUGCAGAGGAGCCGCAGAACUUCUCGCUUCAAUUGGAAGAGCUGUCCAUUCCGAUGGAACCAUGUGAAGGUGUAUUGCUCAAUGGCACCUCAAGAAGCAUUGGUGCGACAAUGAAGCUUCAAUGCCCUCCAGCCUAUGUCCUUAUGGCUGGCAGCUCCAUGGUCCGUUGUAGUAGCAAUAUGUCAGACGACGCCGGGUACUGGGAAGAUGUCUUGGGUGGCGAGUACGAAAUCCCAGUCUGCGACCUUGAUGAUCACUGGUGUCCCCUGCUUCUACCUGGCGAAAAGGCAUUCAUCUUGAAUGUUACGCAAGGCCGCCGCCUGGGGUCAUUGGCUUUCUUCCGCUGCUUGAAUGAUCUCGAGUGGGAACCGGAUUAUGGAAGUGUCACUGUGCGCUGUGGCAUGGCAUCAGACAGGGCUUCGGGCAUUUGGCUAGAUGCCUUUGGUGCCCCGGCAGUGGCCUUGACUUGUCGAGAGAGAGUGGUGACCACCACAGCGACAUCCACCACCAGCUUUAUUCCAACGCGUGCUGGAGUGAUCUCUGGCUUGCCAGGUGAUCAGGGCCUGCAAGCUGUGCGGUAUCAUGCGGCGAAUGCCACCUUGGCCUGUGGCUAUCCCUUCAUCAAUGUGGGAGGUGAUGAGCACGUCUACUGUGUAAUCGGUGCAGCCGAGACACCGGAUGGAACCGGUGGCCGUUGGGUCGAUGCAGAUGGGAGCAACAUUGAGCUGCCUAUUUGUGUGUUUCGUCGUGACUGGUGUCCACAGUUGGAAUUGCUUGGUAUGAACAGUGAAGCCUUGUUGAGCAGCGCUUACGAGUACGGGAGCCAGGCAACUCUGAGAUGUCAUAUUGGAUACCAGCGAGUCGAAGGGAACGUGACAUUGAAUUGCAUCAACCACGAGUCCUUGCUCUAUGGAGUUUGGGAUGGGGAGCCAUUGCGUUGCGAGCUGUCGCCAUUUUUUUGCCCCUCGCCCACGGCCACCAAUGCGCGGCUUCUGGAGCUUGACACCGAAUUCCGCCGUGGAGAUGUCGUAAACCUAGAGUGCCACAGAGGUUUCACGUACUUGGAGGGGGACUUGCAGAUCGUUUGCAACGUCAGUUAUGACAAUGAUGGAGGACAGUGGAAGGUCAGUGACGGUACCGUGGCAAAGCCGGUGGUUUGCGUGCCGCAACAAGAUUUUUGCACAUUGCCAACAGUGAACAAUGGCUACGUUUUCAAUGUCACCGAGCAGGGAACUAUGGGCAGUGUGGUGGAGCUGCAUUGUCAGGACGGCUUUCAGGACUCACGGCUCAAUCUGGAGCAGCGCACAGCGCUUUGCGGGACAAUUGGGCAUUUCCAAGUGGGCAUCUCCCGUGUGAGCCGUGACUUAAUCCGUGCCACAAAUUUGGUCCAAGACGUGUUGGACGAGCUGGAAUCCUACUGGGCCAUGGACACACGAGAGUCGGAUUUCAAUUGGCGUGCUUUGAUGCAGUUCGAAUACCGCUGGAGAACUGAACUCUCACAGGGACUCAAAGGCCUACCUGACAACAGUGCCGUAGAAGAGGUGCUUUACCGUCUACCCAGCUAUGAUGGCGUUUCUGAUGCCUGGCUGGCCAUGUUCACUGUGGAUGACCUCAGAAAUCUCAAGAGGAUGUUGGAGGAGAAGCAGCUUGACAUGCUCGACCUCCUGGACCUGCAGCCAGGUCAGCAAAGUCCGGAGCCGCUGCUAGAGUGCAAUCGAACACCGGGCUGGUGUCCACUGCCACCGUUACCUCCACACAGCCAAUUCACCACUCCGCUGAUGCCAGUAGCACUGGGGGAUGAGGUGUCUAUGGAAUGCCAUCCGCACUACGUAUUCGACUUCGGCCGUGAGACAUUGAUGUGUGGCAACUCCGUCAAUGGCAGCUACCAGUGGCUGGCAUCCGAUGGCAGUGAAGCCAUGCCACGGAUCACCUGCUCCUUGAACCUCUCCUGGUGUCCAGAGUUGCCUGCCCUAACCCAUGCUGCUGUGGAGCGACUGGAACCUCAGCACCGGGCCAUCCAUAGCGAGGUGCACCUGGGCUGUCGUCGUGGCUAUCGUCCUGUGGCGGGCCAUGCUUUUGGGCGCUGUGGCGAGAGUGGCUGGUGCUCCGCCCCAGACUCAAGCGCUGCCUGUGUGGAGCCUGCCGAUUGGCUUCGCUGCGAGCUCAUCCCAGAAUAUUGCCCGCCAUGGCCCAGCUAUGAUCAUUCGGUGCCAUACAACACCAGCCUUGCGCCCAAGGCGGUGCCCUUGGUCAACCCCUUGGCGCAUGUCUUCCUGAGAGAGGUUCGGCAGUUGCCCUUGCCUUCAGGCGCUUUGGGUGACACUGUUACAGUAAGCUGUCCGAGGAACUUCUCCCGUGCUAGUGGGGACACGCAGUUCAUUUGUGGUCAUGGCUUGAAGGAUGGACAAUGGAAGCGGGAUUCCGUUCCUCCAAUGCAUACGGACAACAGUACCCGGGAUUCCAUGAUCCAUUUGGUGGACGAGGCUACAGCAGAGCCCCUGGUUUGCGAGCUGGAGACCAUGAAAGGUGUGCGGCGGAAGUACUAUGACCGUUUGCCAGGGCUUUUCCAGAACCAUAGCCGCACUGCUGGCUACGACGUUGUGCCCUACAUCAACCAGUUCCAGUCUCCUUACGAUGCUGCGCACUUCGAGUCGUACUUGCGGCCAGAGCUGGGAGGUAACUACACGUUGAGUGUGGAGGUCUUGGGCGCUUUCGUUUUGACGUGGGAAGAUAGAAUUCUCUUGGCCGGUCGCUCUCAAGGACUCCUUUCAGAGACCUUUAACGCUAUGCCCCUGGAGCUGAAUAGCACUUUCUACUUCUUCCACUUGGAGUACUGGGCAGAUCCACUUCUGCCAGAGCGAAUUGAUCAGGAGAUGUUGACUUUUCCAAGGAGGAUUCGUUUCCUUUGGAGUGGCCCAGCAGGUGAUAUGCAGCCUGUUCCUUACACUGAGCUGUAUCAUAGCUUCGAUGAGGUCUAUGGCUAUCCAAUCACUGCACAUGGCGUCAACGAUCCAAACCCAUGUGAUUCGGAGAAUACGGUCAGUGUGACUGGUUUGCUGGAAGGAGAGAAUGGCACCAUCAUCGAUGGCACCAUUGGGUACAAUUACAACGAGGACUUGACAUGCUCCUGGCUCUUGGAAGCCACAGGGAACGUCCGCUUCACGGUCUUUGUGAAUUUCUUCGACGUGGUCGACUCCGUGAACUGUGCAGGUGACCGCUUGGAGUUCUAUGUGUCUGCCGGGGCAACCUUGCGUCUCCUGGGAAGCGUUUGCGGCUCCUAUCCCGAAGGCACAGCCAUAGUUGAGGCUGCAACAAGGAGCUUGGUGAUCCGCUUCGUCACGGAUUCGAACUCGGAGAGAGAGGGCUUCAACGUUACCUGGAGAGUGACAAACCUGGUCGAUCGCAUCACCCAAAACCCUGUGAUCUGGGGGGAUUUGUGA